CUGCGGCCAGACCGAACACCGGCAAGCGUGUGAGAGAGGGAGUCAAAUAGAAAGAUAGGGAGACAGAGGAAGUUACCCAGCCCAGAAAAAAAUAUUAAAUUAUCAGUCAAAAUACAUAAGGAUAUUGGAAGACAAAAACGAAUUGAAUUUGGGAGAAUACAAAGACCUAAGACGCAAUGAUGACCCAAAUAGAGACGACAGUGCAUUAUAAUAACGGAUUCGGGGAUGAGGAGGACUACAUGAUACAGGAGGAUGAGUGGGACAGGGACAUGUUGCUGGACCCUGCCUGGGAAAAACAGCAAAGAAAGACCUUCACAGCCUGGUGUAACUCCCACCUGAGGAAAGCAGGAACACAGAUUGAGAACAUUGAGGACGACUUUAGGAAUGGCCUCAAACUCAUGCUUCUCUUGGAAGUUAUUUCAGGUGAGAGGUUACCCAAGCCUGACAGAGGGAAGAUGCGUUUUCACAAGAUUGCCAACGUCAACAAAGCCUUAGAUUUCAUCACCAGCAAAGGAGUGAAACUUGUCUCUAUUGGAGCUGAAGAAAUUGUGGAUGGUAACAUUAAGAUGACACUGGGAAUGAUAUGGACCAUCAUCCUCCGCUUUGCCAUCCAGGACAUCUCUGUAGAAGAAACCUCUGCAAAGGAAGGCCUUCUCUUGUGGUGCCAGAGAAAGACUGCCCCCUACAGGAAUGUCAAUGUCCAGAACUUUCAUGUUAGCUGGAAGGACGGACUGGCCUUCUGUGCCCUGAUUCACAGACACAGGCCUGACCUCAUCGACUACGCUAAGCUCAACAAGGAUGAUCCCAUGGGGAACCUGAACCUGGCGUUUGAAAUAGCAGAGAAGCACCUGGAUAUUCCCAAGAUGCUGGACGCAGAAGACAUCAUCAACACCCCCAAGCCUGAUGAGAGAGCUAUCAUGACCUAUGUGUCCUGCUUCUAUCAUGCAUUUGCUGGAGCCGAGCAGGCUGAAACGGCAGCCAACAGGAUUUGUAAAGUGCUGGGUGUGAACCAGGAGAAUGAGAAACUGAUGGAGGAAUACGAGAGGUUGGCCAGCGAGCUACUGGAGUGGAUCCGCCGGACCACCCCAUGGUUGGAGAACAGGACUGCAGAGAAGAACAUGGUUGAGAUGCAGAGAAAGCUGGAAGAUUUCAGAGACUACCGCCGCAUGCACAAGCCCCCCAAGGUGCAGGAGAAGUGCCAGCUGGAGAUCAGCUUCAACACCCUGCAGACCAAGCUGCGCAUCAGCAACCGUCCCGCUUUCAUGCCCUCGGAGGGAAAGAUGGUGUCUGACAUAGCCAGUGCAUGGCAGGGGCUGGAGGGGGCAGAGAAAGGCUACGAGGAGUGGCUUCUGACAGAGAUCCGAAGACUUGAGAGACUGGACCACCUGGCUGAAAAGUUCCGCCAGAAAGCCAGUACCCAUGAGACCUGGGCUAAUGGUAAAGAGCUGAUUCUAUCUCAGAAGGACUACGAGACGGCCACCCUGACGGAGGUGCGGGCGUUGCUACGGAAACACGAGUCGUUUGAGAGUGACCUGGCUGCUCAUCAGGACAGGGUGGAGCAGAUCGCUGCCAUCGCACAGGAGCUCAAUGAGCUGGACUAUUAUGAUGUGGCUGCUGUCAACCAGAGGUGCCAGAGAAUCUGUGACCUGUGGGAUCAACUUGGUACACUGACCCAGAAGAGGAGAGAGGCUCUGGAGAGGACAGAGAAGUUGCUGGAAACCAUUGAUCAGUUGUUCCUGGAGUUUGCCAAGAGAUCAGCACCCUUCAACAACUGGAUGGAAGGGGCCAUGGAGGAUCUGCAGGACAUGUUUAUUGUACACACUAUCGAUGAGGUCCAGAGCCUGAUCUCUUCCCAUGAGCAGUUCAAGGCCACCCUCCCAGAGGCAGACGGAGAGAGACAGGCCAUCCUGGGGAUCCACAUGGAGGUGCAGAAGAUCUCCCAGAGCUACGGCAUCAAGGCCAACCUCAUCAACCCCUACAGCACCAUCACCACCGAGGAACUCCUCGCCAAGUGGGACAGGGUGAAGAAGCUGGUUCCCCAGAGAGAAGGCUCCCUCCAGGAAGAGCUAGCCCGGCAGCAUGCUAGCGAGAGGCUGAGACGGCAGUUUGCUGUCCAGGCUAACCUCAUCGGACCAUGGAUACAGACAAGGAUGGAGGAGAUCGGCCACUGCUCCCUGGAGGUGGGUGGUACCCUGGAGGACCAGAUGACCCAGCUGAAGCAGUUUGAGCACGUCAUCGUCACCUACAAGCCCAACAUCGACAAGCUGGAGGGAGACCACCAGCUCAUCCAGGAGUCUCUGGUGUUUGACAACAAGCACACCAACUACACUAUGGAGCACAUCCGUGUGGGCUGGGAGCUCCUCCUCACCACCAUCGCCCGCACCAUCAACGAGAUCGAGACCCAGAUCCUGACCCGUGAUGCCAAGGGCAUCAGUCAGGAACAGAUGCACGAGUUCCGCUCUUCCUUCAACCACUUUGAUCGGGAGAACACAGGCAAACUGCGUUGUGAGGAGUUCAAGGCCUGUCUCAUCAGCCUGGGUCAUGUGGGCAAUGACCAUCAGAAGAAACACGGGGCGAUGGACACUGAUGACUUUAGGGCCUGUCUGAUCUCCAUGGGUUAUGAUUUGGGUGAAGUGGAAUUUGCCCGCAUCAUGAUGCUGGUAGAUCCCAGUGCCACUGGCAUGGUGUCUUUCCAAUCCUUUAUCGAUUUUAUGACCAGAGAAACCACUGACACAGACACCGCCGACCAGGUCGUGGCAUCCUUCAGAAUCCUGGCAGCCAAUAAGCCCUACAUCCUGGUUGAGGAGCUGAGGAGGGAGCUCCCCCCUGACCAGGCAGAGUACUGCAUCUUGAGGAUGGCCCCCUACAGUGGUCCAGGGGGACCCGUGGGGGCUCUAGACUACACCGCCUUCUCCACUGCCCUCUACGGAGAGAGUGACCUCUAACCCUGCAAGAUGACCCCCAAGAUUGACCUUUUGAUGCCAGCCAACACUUCUGGAUGAAAUCCCCUUUAACCAAACACACUGUAAAAGCAAGGCAAAGUUAGCUAUGUUAGAUUCACAUUAGGUAGAUAUUGUACAUUUGCCUACUAUUGUGUGGCACAGUAGUUUCCCUCAUAUGAGUUCUGCGGUGAAAUGAAGAUAGCAGAUAACAAAAACUGUUCUUCUAAGAAAAAUGAUAUGAUUGUAUAAGCUACAAUAGUUUGAUAUAAUAGACCAGUUGACUACAGUAAUAGCAGCAGUUGGAUUGUAGCUAGAACAGAAAAAUAGCAGACUAAUAGUAAACAUUGUGUCCUCAUCUCCUGUUAGUGCCUCAUCAGGAACUAACAUACAGUAUGAGUUCUGAUUGGGAAUAAGACAGAGUGGUAUAUGAUGAUCCAAACAUCAGGAUUAGGAUUAUUUAAAUGUUGGGAUAUCUGUUUGCUGAUUUGUGAGAUUAGAUCUGGACUAAUUUAGCAAAAUCUUGAUUGAAAUGACAGUAAAGUAUCAUAAUAGGUUCUAUGAUAGCACACUGAUAACUGUGUAAGGUUAUCAAGUGUGCCUCUCAUACUCCAUUCUAAAAAAGUAAUGACCAACAUGUUGUUUAUGUCAACAAAAUGUACUUGUGAUAUAAUCAUAGCACAUGGUGCCUGCUCUAUGCUAACUUUUCUCGCAAGUUACCCAAUAUAAAUGAAGAACAGUUUGGCUAAAGGCUAUGAGUGAUUAAUUGAACAAUACGUUCCACAGUUCAUACACAAUAUAUACAUCUCAAACCCAAAGCUAAGAGCCUCUUCACACACUUAGCUGACAUUUUUUCAUAAACAUGUCGGCUACACGUUACUCAAAUGUAAACCUCUGGAGGUAGUGCACAACACUCUCUCAAACAGUUGAAAUGUAUAGACAUUUUCCUAAUAUUUGAGACUAAAUAUUGCAGUAACAGUCUGUUACAUUCUGAAAUUGUUGCAGUAGCUGCCGGCUGCACUGAGCCAGGUAAAACUAUGGAAGCCCAUCCUCACCACCAAAAACAUGUCAAAUGAUGGCUAUGAUUUUUAAAACAUGUGUAACAUUUGUGUGGCGAUUUCAGAGGUGGCACCACAGGUCCCAGAGUGGUGGGAGAAUUUUUUUUCCCUAGGGCCCAAUGUUUUUCACGAUCUGGCAGUAGGCUAACCUAACCAACUCUGUACUAUAGUUGUAGCAUUUGACGUAGUAAUAAAUCAGCUGUACAAAAAAAGAGGUUUUAUAUGGGCUAUGAUGGCACCAGAAUUUUUCUGAUCACGUCAUGUGUUUUUUAAAAGCCCCUGGAAAACUCCUGGCCCUAGGGAGGAUGGAAACAUUAAAACCCUUUACACAGACAAAGAGAGAACAACUGCCAUUGGACAAAAAAAGACAAAUGAACAGAUCUGAGCUAGCUGUAUGCAGGAUUGCAUCAUUUAGGCCAUUGUAUCUGUAAUUAAAAAGAUACUCAUACUGAAUGUCAUCACUAUUGUGUUGAUUCAUUAAUUCCAGUCAGUACUUGUUUUAUUAAAAAGGCCUAGCUAGCCUAGCCACCCGAAGUGUGAAUAUAAACCAAAUAUGAUCACAUUUUCUCAAAAGACAAAUAAAUGUGUCUAUUUUGGGCUAUAAAUACAUGUCUUAUGCUAUAAAAUCGUGAUGUUAAGUUUUCCCUGGCCAGGUGUAACGGAUGUGAAACGGCUAGCAAGUUAGCGGUGGUGCGUGAGUGUGAUUAUGAGCCCAAAGAGGGCCAUCAUCAUGUGUGUAGUGAUGCACUAUUUCCGCUACAUACAAACUAUUUAAUGUUGCUAAAUACAGUUAGACAUUAACUAUAAAAAUGUGUGACCCACACUGAAAAACAUUUUCUUCAGCGUUAAUUGAUGCUAAUGUCGCAUACAGCGACAGUUGUUAACAUAUUAAUAUCUCAGACAUAUUCCCUGUAGCUCAUUAAAAUUGUUGUCAAUAUC
This is a messenger RNA of Oncorhynchus tshawytscha (Chinook salmon), 4936 nucleotides long. Its product is annotated as alpha-actinin-2. Gene Ontology annotation, biological process: actin cytoskeleton organization; muscle cell development. The record is from RefSeq and is a predicted model, not a curated record. Gene Ontology annotation, cellular component: Z disc; cell projection; plasma membrane. NCBI's taxonomy places the organism in Eukaryota, Metazoa, Chordata, Actinopteri, Salmoniformes, Salmonidae. Bases 177 to 2945 code for a protein of 922 amino acids. Gene Ontology annotation, molecular function: calcium ion binding; actin filament binding. The transcript has 22 exons.